GUCUUCUAUUGGAAAACAUUAAUAUGGGCCCCAGUCGCUCCGUGGCAGAAUGUGCGCCAUCUUAUUAUCUAAUCGAAGUUUUGCCGGUACAGCUUAGUAGUUUCUUCCGGAAGUUUCUUUACACAAUGAAUGCGGGAAGAGUGAUUUGGACGCGAUUCCUUGGGCAGAUCGAGGGUGCAUUACCGCGUAAACUUGUUCCGUUUUGGAAAGCUCCAGCGGGUGAGUAUAUCAGAAUGAUGAUGUGUGUAAAUGCGAUGUUCACAAUCGCCUUCGAUCGACGAAGUUUAUAGUAUCGGACUUUAAACAGCAUAUGCUCAUAUUUCUUUGAUGCGUGUUUCACGUUUUUUUAAAACUUCGAUGUUCAAGGACCUUGUCCAGACAGUCAACGUUGGGUUUCUAUAAAGACAUCCUGUUGACGGCAGUGUCACCACGUCAAACGACCUUAUGAAUUUAAGCUUAUAUUAUUUUACAUUAAAACAAUAGAAGACCUCUUCCUUGUUUGCAUAGCCUGAUAUAAACUCGGGAGGGCUUGGUAGAUUUCGAGACAGUUACAUGUGUGCAAACCCGGGACGAAGUCGAGUCUCUGCGCGAGCAGAUUACAACACUACUGUAUCUGUGAGCAAAAUUAAAAGUUGUUCUCUUUUGCUCAUGUUAUAAAACAAGAAUUAGGCAGCUCAGCAUGUAUUAUUGAGUUAUGGUUGCACUUGGGAGGAUUGCUAGCCAAGUGCAUCUCUUACGCUUGAUUUGUACUUAUGUACAUGUAGCAACUUCCCACAUGCAACUAUAACUCAAUAGUACACAUAGCCUGAUUUUCAGAUGAGGUCGUUCAUGGCCCCUUUGCUUCUCUCCCUCUCCUCUCUCUCUCGAAGGGGCUGCAAAUGAUGUGAGACAUCUGAUAAUCAGGCUAUAGUACACACUGAGCCAUUUACCAUUUGUUAAGUGAAUAAACGAUUAUUGGAUGAGGUUUUUGUGAUAAUCUGGAAUGAUCAAGGUACCAAAUCUAAUAGUUAUUGCUUUGUUAUACAUUGUUUUGAGAAAAAUAACAACAAACGCACUAUGGCACAGAGCACAGGGCGUGAUCCAUUCAAUCUUAAUUUCUGGAAAUUCCAAUCAGAAGUCAAAUGGUACAGUCCAUCUUCGUUCAGUCUGACCAGAUACUUUGUAUCUGGGUCCACCUUUGAAGGUGGUGCACUUUGACUGUUUGGACCAAUCAACCAAAAUAAUUUUUCCCGUUCCUUUAGGACAAAUUAGUAUCACAUUAGGUCCAUUUAUACGAGGAAAAAUAAGAUGCGUCUUAAAUAAGACGCGAACUUUCCGUAUAAAUGGCACAUUUCGUCUAAAAUAAGACGCGGCUUAGUUAAGACGCGUCUUAUUAGAUAAGACAUGCUCGUAUAAAUGGUACAGUUCGCGUCUUAUUUAAGACGCGUCUUAUUUUUCCUCGGAUAAAUGGCCCUAUUGUUUCCGGGACUGCUGUUUCUGUCUCCUGCUUAUGAUAUUAUUGCUGACAUGGCAAGUGAUAAUUUUUAUAUCUCAUGAAAUAUAAAAUGUUAUUAUAUGAAUGAUAUUAAAUACUAAUACAGGCCUAGCCUCAAUGAACUGUAAAGUAAGGACAAAUUAUCAUACAUGUAAGUUGAUUUGGAACAAACAAGAUAGUGUAUGACUACAUUUUACAAUUGAGUUGUGAAACUUUCUGUACAUGUAUUUUUUCUUUCAGGUCCUCAGACUAUCUUUUUCUGGGCACCAGCUUUCAAGUGGGUAAGAUUCAUGAAUGUAAAAUAUUUAACCCUUGGAGGACUGUUUUGGCUGUUUUCAUUCUGCAUGAAACAAUGCAUACAAUGUAUUUCCUUUCUAAACCUAUUUAGCUUUUGGUUUAAUCGUUUACAUUGGUAAACAAUGAAUUCAGCAAGGGUAGCUCUUUGCACAGGUACAUCAUUUCAAAUCUGACCAACCCUGCCAGAGUUAAAUGCAAAAACCUCCCAACGUUUUGAGGAAAACUCCACUGUCAAUUUUGCUGUUUACCUUUUGCUCAUUCCAGAUGAAAUAUUCUCCUUUCCUGAAAAAAAUAGCAUCUAUUGUGGAUGCUAUUUUUUUCAGGAAAGGAGAAUAUUUCAUCUGGAAAUUGAGCAUGACUGCAUAUAAAAAAAGAAAGGCAAAGGAAAAAAGGGAGCAAGAUAGGAAGAUUCAAAUAGAUUUUCAAAGAAAAAACAAGACAAAAAAGAAGUCCAAAUUUAGGCAUACAUGUAUGUGCAUGUGCUUACUGCAUAGGAUUAGUAUGCAAAUUGGCUGAAAACCAAAAAAAGUUUUUGGUUAAUAGUUGCAGCUUUUCAUUCCUUACAUGUAUUUGGCAGUUGCCCAAGGAUUUACGGUGUUUAGUAGAGUUUGAUUCUCAACCACUGUUUGGUAUUAUUCAGGGACUUGUAUUUGCUGGAAUAGCUGAUCUUGCCAGGCCAGCAGACAAACUCAGUCCAUCGCAGUCCACUGCUUUAGCCGCUACAGGUAAGCACACAUUGCAUGAGUUGUAUCUACAUGUAGUCUCCAAUGCAGCUGUUUUUAUCUUGUCAUGCGAUGCUCCUCCCUAAGAAAUGGCUGUUCACAUUUGAACUACAUUUCCUUUCUAAAUUGUUUUAUCAGCCCACACAAAUGACCAAUUAUUUAUCAGCAAUUACACGCAGCUUUAACCCGAGAUCAGGCCCAAUUUUAGCGGUUCUCAUACAUUCUCUCUAGUGGCUACUGCUGCCCGCCAGAAUGUUAUUUACAAAGCGCGAGCAUGAGUUUUCAGCUAUAGGUAUCUCAGAAACGUGGCUAAAUGAUAUUAACGAAGAUUAUGUAAACAUAAUACUGGCUAUUGUUUCAUCUCAUUGAAUAGAGUGGGUAGGCUUGGUGGGGGCGUAGGCCUUUAAUUACGUGAAACUUUCAACUUUAACAUUAUGGAAACCAUAUAUUGAUUUUGUCUCCAAAAAAAUGUUGAAAAGUGUGGGAAUUAUUGCAAAAGCCCGCUUUUACCUAUCAUCCCAAACUUUGAUGACCUUGUAUUACUCCCUUGUAUUUCCUUACUUAACAUACUGUAAUGUCGCUUGGUCCUCCACCUAUUGUUCCAAGCUGAACUGUCUUUACCUUUUGCAAAAGCUUCUAGUACGGCUCAUAACAAAAGCUCACUAUCUAGCAAAUACCGCCCCUUUAUUUAGCCAGCUUAAAGUCCUUGACAUAUUUAGUAUUAAUUCAUUUUCUGUCGCUACUUUUAUGUAUUCUUAUCACCAUAAUCUUUCGCCUAGUAGCUUUCAUGACUUGUUCUUAAGUAGUAAUCAAGUCCAUCAAUACGAAACUCGACUAGCCUCUCAGUAUAGACCUCAUUUUUGUAGAACAAAUAUAAAGCAAUUCAGUAUCCUUUACUGAGGACCUAAAAUCUGGAAUUCGUUGCCUGUUUCCUUAAUUAGCUCUCCUUCUAUAUUUGUUUUUAAAAAAAAUGUAAAGAAUUAUCUCACUGAUGGCCGAUCUGUCACUCAGUUUUCUGAUCUUGCUCACUCUGCACUCAGCCAUGAAUUUAGUUCAUUAGGUAGUUGAAGGAAGCCUAUUAAUAUAAGCUUCAAGCUUCAGUAGGCUUCCUUGUCACAUUAAUUUUAUAAUUUAAUUAACAACUUUUGUUCAUGUUGUAUAAGGUUUUGUGAGUGAGUAAAUAAAAUAAAUAAGUACGAAUAAGGUACUUGAUCACAUGCACAAAAGGUCUGGGUGAAUAUUCAGGUAGAUUCAUCCACGAUCUGAAUCUGUUGGUUCAGAAUGAUGUCUGUUGUGGAUGCAGUAUUUAAAAAGUUGAUUUUUUUUUUUUUUGCAGGAUUGAUAUGGGCUCGAUACUCGCUGGUCAUUAUCCCUAAAAACUGGCUUCUUUUCAGUGUAAACAUUGGUCUGGGAUUAACUGGAAUAAAUCAGCUUUGUAGAAUAGCAUAGUAAGUAAUUCCCAAAUAAAAUGCAGUUAAGUCUCAAUUUCAGGUAGUAGGUUGAAUGUUACAUAUAUGUUUUAAUCUUUUCUUGACUAACUUAAGGGUAAGCAUUAAAUUAAAGUUAACUAAGGUGAUUCCCUGAGAAGAAGUAACUCUGCCACUUUCCAAAAGUGUUUCCAACACUGCAUGUUGCUGAGAUACAUGUACACUUAGGAGGAAGUAUGCUUUAGAAAUAGGAAGUGGUGUUUUGUUUUGGUUCGGUUUUGUGACACAGCUACAUGAAAAUCCCAACUAUUAAACAAUAUAUUAAUGUUUCAACAAACAUUUUCCAUACUGUCCUUACGCUCCAACAACAGCAACGCUGUACUAAUGGAAGACGGACUAAAAAACUGACUUCUCAUUACACUGUAUUCCAAGCUUUUUUGCAAUUAUCCCACCUUUUUGCUCAGAAAUGUAAAAGUAGAAAAUUAACGUGGACCUAAAAAGAUAGAUACUGUGUAAUUUAUGGCUUUGCCAUUCAUACUCCAAAAAAGAUAAAAACUGGUUCAUUUCACCUCUGUUAAGAAGGAAGGGAAAAAAAUUUGCAGUAAGGAAGAUGUACACACAGAGGUUAUAUGUUUUGCUCAUUUACCCUAUGUUUCUUCUGACAUUCCCAUUACCUUUGCCGUCAUAAUUAAAAAGGAGUUUAGUAAGCCACUUUGUCCUUGUGAAUUUCGUAUAGUGGAUGAGGAAUUUUUUGCAACAUUUAAACAUAAAAGAAAAUCAAUUUCUAGUUACAGGUAUUCCCAAGCACAGCUGGAAGAAGAAAAGAAUUAAUCAAUGAAAAGCAGGAGAAGAAUUAUUACUACAGUCUGUGAAGGCUUGGGAAUAUAUCCCUAAAUUUAGAUUAGACAAUGAGAUCCAAGUUGCUCUUAAUUAGCACUAUUCACUGAGUACAGCUUCUUCUGUGAUAAUUUACAUGUAUUUCAUAAAGGGAGAUAGACAUUUCUUUUCAUAAGUAGGUGGAAUGUGAUAAUCCAGUUGAGUGUAGUCCAAAUCCUGAGUAGGAAUGUUGAUGACUCAGUGACUGAGGUUUUAACAACCAGUGUCACAGUAGUCAUCUUGUGAGUCAACGUGACUUUGGCCAAUCAGGACAAUGCUGACACUCACCCUGGGCCCAGUUGUUCAAAGGCGGAUUAGCACUUAACCAGGGGUUAAAUUUAACCCGGCUUUCUUUUUUGUGUUCAAAGGCAUUUUCUCGGAUAAUUUUCUCUGUUAUUUUCAGAGCUUCGAGUCAGCAACUUGUAAACAAAAAGAAUUAAAACUCUGGGUUAUCUUAACCCGGCUUUGAAUAACUCAGCCCAGAUGAUCAUAUUCCACCUACUUAUGACAUGACUCCUAGGUUGCUUUUCUCUAAAAUAUAGAGGUCGAAAGUCAAGUAAUGCAAUAUUUACUGGUAUUUUUAGAACAAAGUAAAUCAGUCAUGACAAGUGAUGGAUAAUUUAAUGUUUAUACAAUGUACGGUAAACGUAUAUAAGAACAAUGCACCUCUGAUGCAAGUUUUGAGCAUGCUUGAAGACUGUACCUAAAAUUAGGCUAAUUUACAGUGACUUUCUAUAGUGCUGGUGUAAUGGUAAAACAUCCAGGCAGCAUGAAAACAAUGCAAACUUUGUUGAAUUUAGCAAUUUGGAUUUAAAUAAUAUACAGGCUUUUGAUAAAGUUUCCCAAAGGAACUGCACUAGUAUUUUUUAGUCUUAAAGGUAAAACAAUAAUUGUCAUAUCUAAUUUGAGCACCAAAACAGAGGGUAGGCAUGUUAUUAUCCUUGAAGGUGUAAGAAUGAUGCAGUUGAAUAGGUUCUUUCUUCUUAAUACACAUGCAACAGUCUGAUACAGAAAACUGAAGACCAAAACUGGAUUGUAAAUUCAAAAGAACACACCUUUAGAAUUAUUGUGCUUAGCCUCAGUUUUUUAGGAUGUAGAUUACUAGAGAGGGACCUAGAGUGUAUAAUGUACCAUAAAUUCUACUUAAAAAUACAUUUUAAGCUUAGAUUUUUAAAUAAUAAUUAUUUUCCUCAUAUUUGUAAUAAACAUAUUAUUUUUUAUUACAUUGUUUGUUGACACAUGAAAAGAAACACUGAAACACACCUUGUAUACAUUUCAUGUUAUGGUGCAUAUCCAUUUUUUCUUUUAAUCAUACAUUAUGGCUUUAUUUAAAGAGUACUGAAAAACAUAGCAACAUGGUAUUUAUUCACUUUAUG
Porites lobata is the source of this 6172-nucleotide messenger RNA. The record is from the annotation of a GenBank genome assembly. NCBI's taxonomy places the organism in Eukaryota, Metazoa, Cnidaria, Anthozoa, Scleractinia, Poritidae.